Arachis ipaensis is the source of this 878-nucleotide messenger RNA. The record is from RefSeq and is a predicted model, not a curated record. NCBI's taxonomy places the organism in Eukaryota, Viridiplantae, Streptophyta, Magnoliopsida, Fabales, Fabaceae.
CACUCCCAUUAUACCCAACAACAAACAAAAUUGACUUCAUAUUCUUCUUCUUUUUCAUUCUCUUUAACAAUGGCAAAGAUGUCAUCUUCAGAUCCUUUAGUUCUUGGAAGAGUGGUUGGAGAUGUCAUCCACUCUUUCAAUCCAAGUGUCCAAAUGUCUGUCACUUACAACACCAAACAAGUCUUCAAUGGCCAUGAGUUCUUCCCUUCUGCUCUUACCACUAGGCCUAAGGUUGCAAUUGAUGGUGGUGACAUGAGGACUUUCUACACACUGAUCAUGACAGAUCCUGAUGUUCCUGGCCCAAGUGAUCCUUAUCUGAGAGAACAUUUGCACUGGAUAGGGAUACACAGGUAUGUGUUUGUGUUGUUGAAGCAAAAGAGAAGGCAGAGUGUAACCCCACCAAGUUCAAGGGAUCACUUCAACACUAUCAACUUCUCUGCUCACUCUGACCUUUCUCUUCCUGUUGCUGCUGUCUAUUUCAAUGCUCAGAGAGAAACCGCCGCUAGAAGACGCUAAUCACUAAUCAAAUUCAUAUAUAUGUAGCUGCAUGCACACCUAUAUUAUUAGUAAAUAAAUAAAUAAAGCAAGAAGCAUGCAAGCAAGGUUAUUAGGUUAUGUUUCUUUCUAUGGCUAUAUAUCAUCAUCAUCAUGAUGAAGAAUGAAAAGGGUUCCUACCACCACACCUCUAUGCACGUGGCGUCUUCUCAUAGGUGGUGUUAAUCAUAUGAUAUAUAGUUUAGGUGUCACUUAUUAUUAUAUGAUAUGUAUGUGGCUAAUUAAUGUAUUGUGUUAAUUAGUUGUAUGUGUUGUUUGUGAGUUAUGUAAUAUAAUGUUAUGAACUUGAGAAUUAUUAAGAAUAAAUAAAUAUCUUUUUAUUA